AUGGCAAGCACAGGCCAACCAAACGGCCCAAAUGUAGUCGGAAAUUACUACAAAGUCAAUCGGAAGAUUGGAGAAGGUGAGAUAAAGCCAGGAGCGCCUCUUUCAGCAGCACAGAGCUCACCCAUCCGCCCCUUUGAACAGGCAGCUUUGGCGUCAUCUAUGCAGGAAUGGACAAAUCUUCUCAACUCGUCGGACGUUGCUAUCAAAUUUGAGCCACGAAAAGUCAGUCUUUCGCUGGCAAGGCGCAGUCCGCAUGACCUGACUUUACUCUGCCUCCCCGUGUCGGCUUCCGUGACACCCACCCGCGUCGUCUAUAGUCCGAAGCACCACAAUUGCGGGAUGAGUGCCGUUCGUACCGCAUCCUCAACGGCUGUGAUCUAUCAUUUUGGCUCCGAAGGCCUCCACAAUGUGCUCGUGAUUGAGCUCCUAGGCCCGAGCAUGGAGGACCUCUUUGACAUGUGCGGCCGCAAGUUUAGCAUCAAGACUACAUGCAUGGUCGCACGCCAGAUGUCGGUGCACGAAAAGAAUCUGAUCUACAGAGACAUUAAACCGGACAAUUUCUUGAUCGGAAGGCCGGGGACGAAGAAUGCCAACUUGGUCCAUAUGGUUGAUUUCGGAAUGGCCAAGCAAUAUCGAGAUCCAAAGACUAAGCAACAUAUUCCAUACCGAGAGCGCAAGAGUUUGAGCGGCACAGCGCGUUAUAUGUCUAUCAAUACCCACCUGGGACGCGAGCAGUCAAGACGAGAUGACUUGGAAGCGCUCGGUCACGUUUUUAUGUAUUUCCUCCGAGGGAGCCUACCUUGGCAAGGUCUCAAGGCAGCCACCAACAAACAAAAGUAUGAGAAGAUUGGCGAGAAGAAGCAAACUACCCCUAUCAAAGAACUCUGCGAGGGCUUCCCGGAAGAGUUUUCUAUUUAUCUCAACUAUGUCCGCAAGCUCGGCUUUGAAGAGACCCCGGACUACAACUUUUUGCGUGCAUUGUUCACCAAGGUGCUGGAAGUUCAGGGUGAAACGGAUGAUGGUGUGUAUGACUGGAUGCUGCUCAAUGGCGGCAAGGGAUGGGAGAAUAAUCCCACUCCACAUCCAACACAAAGAAGAACACAACCCAGAAACUCGCAACAGCCUGGAAACCCACCGCAAUCUCCUGCACUCGUUCGGCAAAACUCCAAGCAACGCCGCACACCAAACGGGGUUCAAACGCCCGUCACGCCUUCUUCCGCAGGAGCACAUGUGGCGGUCCCUGCUCCAUCACCUAAACCACCGUUCCAGCGACAGUCGUCGGCGCAAAUGGCCGCGGGCGGUACAGUCGGCACACAUCCGUAUUCUAACCAGGCAAUGCGGACACCGUCAGACUUUGUAGGGAGCACGACUGUUGACGGUUCGUACGGGUAUGGCCGACAGUCGCCGAUGGUCGCAAGUGCCAAGGUUGCGAACAUUCAUGCUGCUGGAAUACCCGAGAACCGCGUCCAGGAAGAACAGUUGAUGCAAAAGGGUCCACAGCAGCAGAAGAAGGGAGGUCUCAUGAGCGUGCUCACUUGUGGGUGCAGCUGA
Molecule: messenger RNA, 1551 nt
Organism: Serendipita indica DSM 11827
Lineage: Eukaryota; Fungi; Basidiomycota; Agaricomycetes; Sebacinales; Serendipitaceae
Source: the annotation of a GenBank genome assembly